AAAUGUAGAAUACACAAAACUUAUCAGACAGUAAACAACAAAUUGACAAAAAUGAGAGUAAUUGGAAAUUUCAUUUCAGUAUUAGCCCUGUUUGCGACGAACAGCACAGCUUUUCUGAGUCCCUUGGAUUUCUUUGGAUUUAUUCCCAAAAAUAAUACAGAACCUGCAUUGAAUUUACGUGGACAAUGUGUAUAUUGCUUCGAAUCUUAUGUGCUCCUGGCUGAUAAGCAGUGUGCGCUCGGAGAUGAGUAUAUGGUGCAGCUGGAACAGUCAACUGCACCGCGUAAGCCUCCCAUUAUGGUCAAGUGCUUGCAGCCAACUGAGGAGGAAUUGAAGGAAAAGGAUACCCCACAGCUGCUUGUCAUGGCAUCAAAUCAGGAUAUUGUUAAUCUACUCAAGCCCAUUGGCAAUGCGACCAAGAGACAUGAGCCUGGAAGCUGUGUGCUUGUACACUUCUGCUCACCCACUAGCUUGGAAUGCGCCAAUGUGGCCAGUUUAGUAAAUGUAUUGCCGCAUAUGUUCCCAACGAUGCCUGUGGCCUAUAUAGAUGCGUAUAAGUUCUCACGCUUCAACGCAGAGUUUGGCAUAGUGUCGCUACCUACUUUGAUGGUCUUCCAUCAAGGCAGACCAAUGAUACAAUACGAUCCAGUAUCUACGGAAAUGGUGAGCAUACGGCGCUUUAUGAGACGUCACACCAAUGUGCAAGUUGUGGAAGUCAAGAACAUCGACCCUGAGCUUUAUAAAAAGGCCUUGGAAGGACCACUGAGUAGUCAACAAGUGUGGCAACGAGACUAUUACUUGGGUCUGUCCUGGGGAUUCAUACUUAUUUGCUUGGCCAACUAUAUGCGACGCACACGUUUCUGGAAGCAAUUGGUGGAGAUGGUGCAGCGCAAUUGGCGCGAAUCCGAGGAAACUCAAAUAGAUGUUGUGAACUAACCAAAGCGGGUCAAUGGGCGGGCAUGAUUUAGAAUAUAAUUAGUUAAUCAAUCGUUUACGCUUUAGAAUACUGUGUGUAUUGUAAUUUUCUUUAAUUAAAUUCACAUAAACGUUA
Molecule: messenger RNA, 1051 nt
Organism: Drosophila busckii
Lineage: Eukaryota; Metazoa; Arthropoda; Insecta; Diptera; Drosophilidae
Gene: bug
Exons: 2
Coding region: 52-936 (294 amino acids)
Biological process (GO): cilium assembly
Cellular component (GO): cilium
Source: RefSeq, a predicted model, not a curated record